This is a messenger RNA of Perognathus longimembris pacificus (Pacific pocket mouse), 763 nucleotides long. RefSeq names its product leucine rich single-pass membrane protein 2 (gene Lsmem2). NCBI's taxonomy places the organism in Eukaryota, Metazoa, Chordata, Mammalia, Rodentia, Heteromyidae. The record is from RefSeq and is a predicted model, not a curated record. Bases 294 to 755 code for a protein of 153 amino acids. The transcript has 4 exons.
CUGGAUGAACGAUCCAAGAUUCGUGCAUGGUUGCCCGAGAAGGGCUUUGGGCACGGCUCUUGACAGAGCUCAUGGCACGGUAGUCUAGGCUGACCCACGUGCUUCAGUCUCCCCCUUCUCAUAGCUGGGUGGCCUCCUCUAAAUAUAGCCCUGGGGAUGAGCUCAGGCCUAAUUCAGGCCCCGUUUGGGAAGCAGCCAGGGCCUUCUUCAGGCUCCCAGAGGGGCCACCGCUGCCUCUGUCCAUUCCUGCUACUGGGUACCCGUACCGGCCCCGCGACUGCCCACCACCCGCCAUGCCCGAGGAGAGCCAAGAAGACUCGGCGGUGGCACCCACGCAGAACCAUAGGCCGGGGGCGGCCCUGGCCCCCAGCCCCGCGCCGGAGGAGGAGGUGCGGCUGCACCACGUGGACUCCAUCAGCGACCUGCACGGCGGAGGCCUGCGGCGCCCCUAUCUGGCUGAGGAGGCGCGGCCGUGGGACGAGCUGCUGGGCACGCUGCCCCCGUCGCUGUGCGCCCCGGCGGGCCAGGGCCCCGCGUGCGGCCGAGCGGGGCUCCUGCUGCUGCUGGCGCUGCUGGUGCUCACCUGCCUGGCGCUCUCCAUCCUGGCGGUGUACCUGAGUGUGCUGCAGAGCGAGUCCCUGCGGGUGCUGGCGCACACGUUGCGCGUGCAGGAGGAGACGCUGCUCAAGCUGCGCCUGGCCAGCCUGGCCCAGCUCCGGAGGCUCAACGCCAGCCUGGCCCGCGCGCCCAGCUGAGGCCCCGG